AUGCCAGCAAGGAGAAGUGCAAGACUCGAGGCCAAGACUGACGAACCUGUCCCUUCUGAGAAGCAAACCCAGGAACCCAAGAAAACACCCAAGCGCAAGGCUCCAAGUUCGAACGAUGACAACCCUAUCAAAAAAGCACCCAAGACCAAAUCGGCGGAUAGGACACCCGACUUCAAGUCUCCUGGCCGACAGUCAAAGCCGAAAGCCACAGCUGGAACGAGCAAGACCGGCAAGCCAUCCGUCCAGACAUCAGUCGCCAACUCCAAUGGCCCAUUUUCAUCGUUCCCACCAGAAAUCUUGAAUCUGGUCAUAGCAAAGGUAAAUUGGAACCUUUAA
Fusarium graminearum PH-1 is the source of this 336-nucleotide messenger RNA. RefSeq lists its product as uncharacterized. The coding region runs from base 1 to 336 and encodes 111 amino acids. The record is from RefSeq and is a predicted model, not a curated record. The transcript has a single exon. NCBI's taxonomy places the organism in Eukaryota, Fungi, Ascomycota, Sordariomycetes, Hypocreales, Nectriaceae.